Molecule: messenger RNA, 2075 nt
Organism: Misgurnus anguillicaudatus (oriental weatherfish)
Lineage: Eukaryota; Metazoa; Chordata; Actinopteri; Cypriniformes; Cobitidae
Gene: farsb
Product: phenylalanyl-tRNA synthetase subunit beta
Biological process (GO): phenylalanyl-tRNA aminoacylation
Cellular component (GO): cytoplasm; phenylalanine-tRNA ligase complex
Molecular function (GO): ATP binding; magnesium ion binding; phenylalanine-tRNA ligase activity
Source: RefSeq, a predicted model, not a curated record
UUCGUAUUUUAUUCUAAUGUGACUUUUAUUUUGAAGUGUCAUUCGUUGUUCUCGGAUCUUUGGAACCCGGUGAUCAGCUGCGACCAUGCCGACUGUCAGCGUGAAGAGAGAUCUGCUCUUUGAAGCCCUGGGACAAACAUACACCGAUGAAGAAUUUGAUGAACUGUGUUUUGAGUUUGGACUCGAGUUGGAUGAGAUCACUUCAGAAAAAGACAUCAUAAGCAGAGAACAGGGCGGUGAGAAGGCAGAGGGUGCAUCUGAUGUUAUACUCUACAAGAUCGAUGUGCCAGCCAACCGAUAUGAUCUGCUGUGUCUGGAGGGUCUUGUCAGGGGUCUGCAGGUCUUCAAAGAGAAGAUUAACGCUCCACGGUACACCCGUGUGAGUCCAGCCAAUGGAGGAGAGUCUCAGCGCUUGAUCAUAACUGAGGAUACGGCAUCUGUGAGGCCACAUGCCGUAGCAGCCGUACUGCGCAACAUCACAUUCACUCAGGAACGAUACGAGAGCUUCAUAGAGCUGCAGGAGAAACUGCACCAGAAUAUCUGCAGGAAAAGAACUCUGGUUGCCAUAGGAACACAUGAUUUGGACACCAUCUCUGGGCCAUUCACCUAUACGGCCAAACCGCCCGGGGAUAUCCGCUUUAAACCGCUCAAUCAGACUAAAGAGUACACGGCAACUGAACUCAUGAGUCUCUAUAAGACCGACAGUCAUUUGAGACACUACCUGCACAUCAUAGAGAAUGAGCCUCUCUAUCCCAUCAUAUACGACAGCAAUGGAAUCGUCCUAUCAAUGCCUCCUAUUAUCAACGGAGACCAUAGCAAAAUCUCCUUAAACACAAAAAACAUUUUUAUUGAGUGCACAGCUACAGAUCUCACAAAGGCAAAGACUGUGCUGGAUAUGGUGGUGACCAUGUUUAGUGAAUAUUGUGAGGAGCCGUUCACGGUGGAGGAAGCAGAAGUUGUUUAUCCAGAUGGAAGAUCGUGUGUGUAUCCUGAGCUGGCUUACAGGACAGAGACACUUUCUGGAGACUUUAUCAAUAAAAGAGUCGGGAUCAAUAAAUCUGCAGAAAGUAUAGCACAGCUGCUGACCCGUAUGUGUUUGAAGUCAGAGGUCAACGGUGAGGGCGAUCAGAUCCGGGUCGAGAUCCCGCCCACGCGCUCUGAUGUCAUCCACGCCUGUGACAUCAUGGAGGAUGCCGCCAUUGCGUAUGGCUUUAACAAUAUUGUCAGGACCACGCCUCGUACAUACACAGUAGCCAAUCAGCUUCCUCUGAAUAAACUGACAGAGUUACUGAGACAAGACCUUGCAGCUUCUGGAUUUACAGAGGCAUUAACAUUCGCUUUGUGCUCUGAAGAAGAUAUCGCAGAUAAACUUGGAAAAAACAUCGCAGACAUCAAAGCAGUGCACAUCUCAAACCCAAAGACUGCAGAGUUUCAGGUGGCACGCACGUCUCUUCUGCCCGGCCUCUUAAAAACGAUCGCUGCGAACAGGAAGAUGCCCCUCCCUCUCAAACUGUUUGAGAUUUCAGACGUCGUCCUUAAAGAUGAAACACGAGAUGUAGGAGCACGUAACAACCGCCGCCUAUGUGCCGUGUACUACAACAAGAGUCCGGGUUUUGAAGUCAUCCACGGACUUCUGGACCGGGUCAUGCAGCUGCUGGAUGUCAAACCGGGUCGUAACCAUGGAUACCACAUCCAGGAGGCAGAGGACUCCGUCUUCUUCCCUGGUCGCUGUGCCGAAAUCUUUUCACGUGGCAAAAGCAUCGGACACUUCGGGGUCCUUCACCCUGAUGUGAUCAGUCGCUUUGAACUGACAAUGCCUUGCUCUGCCAUUGACAUCGACAUUGAGCCCUUCCUGUGAUGUCAUAAUGCAACUAACUUAAGCCACACCCUUCAACUGUAUGCAUUGUUUUAGCUCCUCCCCAAAACCUCAUUAUGGGCCACAUUUAUGCAAGUAUGUUGUUCAGAAAAUAAAAUCACUGUUUUAAUAAAGCUCAAUAUUCAAAUAUUAAAUAUUAUGCGUGUAUGUCUGUGCCGGGACAACAUAGAAACAAAUAAAUCUGGAUUUAAAACUCACA